UGGGGAAGAUUAUGAACCGGAAAGUCUGAAAGUAAUGAUUACACCGCUUGAUAGAUACUUGAAGAACAAAGGCUAUAAACUGUCCAUUAUUCGUGACAGAGAAUUCAGUUCCUCCAAACAAGUACUGGACGGAAAAGCGAAACAGCUUCGCUUAGCUGGUCGCGGCAAGCGCCCAAACAAAGCUCGACAACUAUCCGAAGAGGAAGAAGAAAUUCUCUGGAAGAGCGAGAAACUCGGUGGUAAAACCCCAGAGUCCUUAAUUCAUACAAUGUGGUGGCUACGUACUCAACAAUUUGGUCUCCGUGGAAGGCAAGAACACCAUGAACGGAGACUGGAGGAUUUCAGAAUCAUGAAAGGUGAUGACGGCCGUGAGUUUGUUGAGUUUGCUGAAGGGCCAACGAAAACCAGACCUGGAGGUUUGAACGCAAAGCCAAGACAGUUUCAGCCCAAAAUGUUUCAGACCGGCGGAGAGAGAUGUCCAGUUGCGUUAUUCCGUCAUUACAUCAACCGUAGGCCUCGCAAUCUCAGGGCGAGUGGUCCAUUUUACCUCUCGAUAAAAUACAACAGCGGACCUAGCGAUGAAACUUGGUACAAAGUCCAGUCCAUGGGAGAAAAUAAAAUCAACUCCAUGAUGAAAAAUAUUAUCUCCCAAACCUCCCUUCAGUCAUCCGAGAAGCGGUUUACCAACCACAAUGCCCGCAAAACGCUCGUUAGCAAGAUGAAGAAAGCAAAUCUCGAGAGGUCGUCUAUUGCAAAAGUCACCGGUCACAGAAAUAUCCAGUCUUUAGAUGACUACGAUGAAGCGAACGCCGUCUUGAAGACGAACAGCGACAGCUUUCGUGGGCCAUUUCAAAGGGAAAUAGUACACCAAAACCCGUGCCGGUGGCGAGUAGUUCAUCUGGUCCUUGUGCUUCAAAUGCAGUAA
Pocillopora damicornis (cauliflower coral) is the source of this 925-nucleotide messenger RNA. RefSeq lists its product as uncharacterized. The record is from RefSeq and is a predicted model, not a curated record. Lineage: Eukaryota; Metazoa; Cnidaria; Anthozoa; Scleractinia; Pocilloporidae.